Messenger RNA from Vigna unguiculata (cowpea), 3168 nucleotides. RefSeq lists its product as uncharacterized. NCBI's taxonomy places the organism in Eukaryota, Viridiplantae, Streptophyta, Magnoliopsida, Fabales, Fabaceae. The record is from RefSeq and is a predicted model, not a curated record.
AUGGAUCGAAGCUGGAUGAAUGAGCGUCGCAUAAGUGAAGAGUAUGAAAAGGGGGUUUCUGAGUUUUUGGAAUAUGUUCAAGAACACGCAAUCUCAAGUAACGGGACAUAUUUUUGUCCUUGUGUUCGUUGUCUUAAUCAAAUACGCCAUGACUUAGGAACAAUGCGUGAUCAUCUAUUCAUCUUUGGUAUAAUGAGAAGUUAUACACUUUGGACUUGGCAUGGAGAAGUAUUAGACAAGCCUACAACGUCACGAGGAACAAAUUAUGUAGACGACUGGAUGAAUGAUCAUUUAGAAGAUAUGGUACGUGAUGUUGGAGAGGAGAAUUUUGGAAAAGUUCAUUUAUAUGAUUCUCUUAAGUCCGAUUCAGAGGAACAAUUGUACCCAGGAUGCACUAACUUUACGCAACUGUCAGCAACUUUGAAAUUAUUCAGUUUAAAAGCAAGGCAUGGAUGGACGGAUACAAGUUUCACAGAAUUGUUAGAGUUGUUAAAGGAGAUGCUUCCAGAAAAUAACACGUUACCUAUCCGUAAUUACGAAGCGAAGAAAGUUUUAUGUCCAAUGGGUUUGGAAUAUCAAAAGAUACAUGCAUGCCCAAAUGAUUGUGUUUUAUACAGAGAUGAGUUUGCUUCACUGAAGGCGUGUCCAACAUGUGGUUUAUCGUGGUUUAAAAAGAAAAUUGAUGGAAAUAGUGGUGAUGAAGACAAAGAUGGUCCACCUGCUAAGGUGAUGUGGUACCUUCCUAUAAUUCCUAGAUUCAAACGACUAUUUUCCAUUAAAGAAGAUGCAAAAAACCUGAAAUGGCACGUUGAUGGAAGAAAGUGUGAUAAUCUUCUUCGACACCCAGCUGAUUCUCCACAAUGGAAGAAGAUUGAUGAAACAUUUCCAGAAUUUGGUGCUGAGCCAAGAAACUUAAGACUUGGACUUGCUACAGAUGGUAUGAAUCCUUAUGGGAACUUAAGUAGCAAACAUAGUUCAUGGCCAGUUUUGCUGAUGAUUUACAAUUUAUCUCCUUUGUUGUGCAUGAAGAGGAAAUAUAUGAUGUUGUCUAUGAUGAUAUCGGGUCCUAGACAACCUGGAAAUGACAUUGAUGUGUACCUAAAGUCGUUGAUCGAUGAUUUGAAACUAUUAUGGGAAGAAGGUGUCGAUGUGUAUGAUUCAUAUUCUCAAGAAUUGUUUUGUUUGCGUGCAAUGUUAUUUUGCACCAUAAAUGAUUUUCCAGCAUAUGGAAACUUGAGCGGUUACAGUGUUAAAGGUCAUUUUGCAUGUCCCAUUUGUGAAAAAAACACGAGUUAUAUUCAAUUGAAGCACGGUCAGAAAACUGUGUAUACAAGACAUCGAAAGUUUCUUCCUCGAAAUCAUCCUUAUCGUAGAAUGAAAAAAGCAUUUAAUGGAAGUCCUGAGGAUGAAGUUGUAGCGAGACCCCGCAAUGGUGAAGAAAUAUACAACCAAGUGGAAAACAUUGACAUUGUGUUUGGGAAACAUCCAAAGAAAAAGACCACGGAAAAAAGCAUUUGGAAGAAACGAUCAAUCUUCUUUAAUCUUCCAUAUUGGUGUAAACUUGAUGUACGACAUUGUAUAGAUGUGAUGCACGUUGAAAAAAAUGUAUGUGAUAGCGUCAUCGGGACUUUACUAAAUGUAAAAGGAAAGACUAAAGAUGGAGUUAAAGCACGACAAGAUUUGGCUGAAAUGGGCAUCCGUUCUGAGUUACAUGCACAAUCAAUUGGAAGACGAACCUACCUGCCUCCAGCUUGUCACACUCUUUCUAGAAAAGAGAAGCAAAUUUUUUGUGAGUGUUUAAGAAGUGUGAAGGUUCCCCAAGGUUACUCUUCAAAUAUUAGUAGCCUUGUUUCUAUGCAAGAUUUAAAGUUAGUCGGUUUAAAGUCUCACGAUUGUCAUGUGUUGAUGCAACAACUUUUACCAGUAGCUUUUCGAGCCAUCUUACCUACUUCUGUCAGAGAAGAAGCCAUUGAAUUCUGCUCAAGUUAUAUGCCAAGUUGUGAACCAAUUGGAGUUCCUAAGACUAGACAUGAAGGUAAAUGUGAAGGUAAGGGUGUGCGUGGAGUGAAGAUUCAAAGUGUUAGUAGAAAAUUAGUUGAUCAAGCCCAUUUGUACAUCUUAAACAACACUGUAGAGGUCAUUCCUUACAUAACGCAACACAUUGAUGAAACGAAAUCAGCACAUCCACGAAUGAGUGAAAAAUGGGCACUUAAUGAACAUAACAAAACAUUCUUAUCAUGGUUUAAGAAAAAGGUUUACGCGACUCCAAAUGUUUCUGAAACUCUAUUGAGGCUAGCUCGUGGACCGAACAAUGAUGUCAUUACAUAUGGCGGGUACUACAUAAACAAUCAUUGUUUCUAUUCAAAGAUGGAAGAUGACAAAAGUAGAGUUCAAAAUAGUGGGGUUACACUUCAAGCUGAAUCUGUACAUUUUGCCAGUUCUAAGGACAAGAAUCCAAUUACAGCAUCCAUGAGUUAUUUUGGAAUAAUACACGAAAUAUGGGAAGUUGAUUAUGUGACUUUUAGAGUGCCAGUUUUCAAGUGUAAAUGGGUUGAUAGUAAUUCGGGUGUUAGCACAAAUGACUUUGGCUUUACUUUGGUGGAUCUUAACAAGAUGAGUGAUACAAAUGAACCAUUUAUUAUGGCUAGUCAAGCAAGACAAAUUUUUUAUGUCAUUGAUCCAGCCAAUCAGAAAUUGUCAGUUGUAUUAGAAGGAAGAAACAUGCACGUAAAUGAUGAUGAAGAUUGUCUAGACAUACUUGAGACAACAUCUUUCUCAUCAAGAACCAUUCAAGACAAAGUUGAUGAUGUAACUGAUGACAUCCAUGCUAUUCGAAGUGAUCACAAUGAAGGUAUGACAAGCUCCGGAUCAGACCAGGAGGGACCUGGUAGAUCUGUGACUCGGUUGCCGGAUGUUACAAACCGACGAGAGAGGAUGCCGGUCCACAUUGAUCCUCGAUCGGGUGAACCCAGUGGCCCUUGGGAAAAAAAGUACCGUAGCUACAUAGGAAUGUUGGCCAAAACGAAAGUUUCUAUUGCAUAUGCAUGUUGGGAUGACGUCGUGGAGGUCGAGAAGAACCUCCUAUGGCAGGAUCUUAUGGUAUGUUUACUUAAACCAACUAUAGUAUUUCUUUAUGUUACUGUUAACAUAACAUAUUUUAUGUUUUAA